Molecule: messenger RNA, 1392 nt
Organism: Rosa rugosa (rugosa rose)
Lineage: Eukaryota; Viridiplantae; Streptophyta; Magnoliopsida; Rosales; Rosaceae
Product: galactinol synthase 1
Exons: 4
Coding region: 127-1149 (340 amino acids)
Molecular function (GO): glycosyltransferase activity
Source: RefSeq, a predicted model, not a curated record
GACUGCAAAGCCAGGAACAAAGGUUAGUAAGGUUUGGCUUCCUCAGUGUAGCUAAUAUCUUUGCUUUCCCUACACUCCUCAUCACUACAUCAAUCUUUUCACUAAGCGCACACACAAAUCUACUCAAUGGCUCCACCUGAAGUUCCGGUAGAUGUGUUCACGGCCACCAGCAAGGUCUUGACGUUGAGUGCAGGCUACUCCAAGAGGGCCUAUGUGACAUUCUUAGCCGGUAAUGGUGACUACGUCAAAGGAGUCGUGGGAUUGGCUAAGGGUUUGCGCAAGGUGAAGACUGCCUACCCUUUAGUGGUUGCAAUAUUGCCUGACGUCCCGGAAGAACACCGUGAGAUUUUGAAGUCUCAAGGUUGUAUUGUUCGUGAGAUCGUGCCAAUUUAUCCUCCUAAGAACCAAGUCGAGUUUGCUAUGGCAUAUUAUGUCAUCAACUACUCCAAGCUCCGGAUUUGGAAUUUUGAGGAGUACAGCAAGAUGAUAUAUUUGGAUGCGGACAUCCAAGUGUACAACAACAUAGAUCACCUCUUUGACACUCCUGAUGGAUACUUCUAUGCCGUGAUGGAUUGCUUCUGUGAACAUACAUGGAGUCACUCGCCGCAGUACAAAGUUGGGUAUUGCCAGCAGUGCCCAGACAAGGUUACAUGGCCGGCCGAGAUGGGUUCUCCUCCUCCGUUGUACUUCAACGCCGGCAUGUUUGUGUUUGAGCCUAAUCGUUUGACCUACGAAAGCCUUCUCGAGAAUCUCCUGGUUGUUCCUCCCACACCUUUUGCAGAGCAAGAUUUCUUGAACAUGUUCUUCCAAAAGACUUACAAGCCCAUCCCUCUUGCAUACAACCUAGUUCUGGCCAUGCUGUGGCGCCACCCAGAGAAUGUGAAGCUUGAUGAAGUAAACGUUGUCCACUACUGUGCUGCUGGAUCAAAGCCAUGGAGGUACACCGGCGUAGAAGAAAACAUGCAGAGAGAGGACAUCAAGAUGUUAGUAGCAAAAUGGUGGGAAGUUUAUAACGACGAGUCCCUGGAUUUCAAAGCUGAUCAACCCCCGGCUGCUGCAGAAGAUCAAACUUUCUCCAAGUCGUUGAUCAUGGGUUCGAUGCCUCAUGGGACUGCCAUGACUUACAUCCCUGCACCCACUGCUGCUUGAAAUAUGAUUUUGAAAGAUUACUUCUAAUAGUUCAAAAGUUGGUGUGAUCAGUACUAAUCAUCUUCUUUACUCUUUUCUGGGUUGCUUGGCCUUUAUUUUCUUGGUCCUUAGAGUACGCAGAAACCACAUACCUAUUUAUACAUGAUAUUACCUCUUUGGCAAAAGAAGUAUAACUUUUGCCUUGGCGUAUUGGAGGAUUUGAUAUGUAUUAAGACUUCACUUAAUAUACGUGUUUUAUAGUUU